UGUAAAAUGUUAUUCAAUAAACCGACAUAAACUCAGUUUCCAGGUUUCUUACUUUCCCUGCAGGUUGGAGUCACAAUCUGUUGCAACUGCUUGUCCUUGACAAAUGACUACAUUGAGUGGCUCCUUGUUUACUUAAUAAGUAAUGAUUACAUCGGGGGGUUCUGCUGCCCAAAUGACUCAAUCAUUUGCAAGUGACUGCUGCUGAAUCUGACAGACGGAGCCGUCGGGAAACAACAUAAUGAAGUCCUGGUGUGCCUUUGCUAUCCUCUGCUUAGCAUAUUUCUGCCAUGGCACUCUCUCCUGUCCACCACUCUGCAAAUGCUACCACAGAAGAGCUGAAGUGGUCUGCAAUGCGGUUCCCCUGACAGAGUACCCCUCCGAGGGAUUCCCGAAGAACACCACCAUUCUGACCAUCCAGUUUACAAACAUCACUUCUAUCUCCGAGGAGCACCUAAACGUCACACCACUGCUGCAAGGGCUCCACCUGUACAGUAACCACCUGCAGAGCCUUUCCCCUCAUCUCCUCAGAGGCGUUCCUCUCCUCAACACUUUGGAUCUUACAGGAAACAGACUAAACAACCUGCCUGCGGGCACCUUUAACCAUGCCCCGCUCAAGGACUUGGUGCUGAAGAAUAAUCUUAUUGAAAAAGCAGAGGCUGAGUGGCUCCCUGAUAACAGCAGCAUCACCUGGUUGGACUUAUCUGGGAACAGUUUAAUGAAGGUCCCGACUGCUCUUCUUCAGAAGCUGCCCCACCUGGAGAGACUGGACCUCGCCAACAACCGCCUUGAGAAGGUUUUUGCAGAUUCUCUGGACUCGUUGACCAAACUAGAGACGCUUAACCUGCAAAACAACAAGCUCGAAACACUGGAUCCAUCUGUACUUCAUAGCACCCGUAACCUCACCUAUCUGUUCCUCUCUCGGAAUAAGCUCAACAAACUCCCCACAAAUGUUUUUCAAGAGCUCUCUCAGCUCAGACACCUCAGCCUGGAUGACAACCAGCUGAGCCACAUCCCUGCAGGUUUGCUGGAGCCUCUGAGCUCUCUGGAUGAGGAGGGGCUAGACAUAACCAACAACCCCUGGCUGUGUGACGGGAAGGUGGAGUACCUCUGGAGGUGGCUUCAGAAGAACAAGAAGAAGGUCUUCCUGCCACAGACCAUCACAUGUGCCCACCCACAGCCUCUGGAGGGGCGCUCAGUAAUGUCGCUGACAGAGAGUGAACUGAAUCUGCAGUCUUAACUCUUUCCAUCCUCAUACUGGUUAAUAUCUUAUGAAGUGAUGUACCCAGUUUAGCUGUCUUACUUUACAAUCACCAGAACAUAUUCUUUUGUCAGUAUACGUAAAUGUAUAAUUGAAUAUGGUGCGAGUAAAGACUGCUUCUAAGAA
Molecule: messenger RNA, 1384 nt
Organism: Eleginops maclovinus (Patagonian blennie)
Lineage: Eukaryota; Metazoa; Chordata; Actinopteri; Perciformes; Eleginopidae
Product: leucine-rich alpha-2-glycoprotein-like
Exons: 2
Coding region: 239-1237 (332 amino acids)
Cellular component (GO): extracellular matrix
Molecular function (GO): protein binding
Source: RefSeq, a predicted model, not a curated record